GGAGAGACAGGAGGAGGACCAGAGCACCUCGUCGUUUCCAGCAGAGGGGUCCAUGGUAUCCACAAAGCUCUCCUCCAACACCACAUUUAUCUUGCUGUAGAUAGCCAGGACGAGGUCCAGAACAUCCAAGAAGCACGCACAGCAGGAUCUUGGUAAUGAAUGGGGCCCAUACUUCAUAUUGAGUGGCUACCACUUGGACUGAUUGCUCAUCUAAUAUGGCCUGUAGAAAGGGAGGAAAUCACAGGCAGUUUUUCUCCUCCACUGCUUCUUCCACUGUGAACUGUCAUAACUCUCCAUCAUGUGCAAGUCAAAUUCAUAGUAUUUGCAUGGUGUCUGACUUCUUUUAUCCAAACAUGGGAGGAGUAGAAAGCCACAUCUACCAAUUGUCACAGUGCCUCAUUGAAAGAGGGCAUAAAGUUAUCGUUGUCACCCAUGCUUAUGAAGACCGCAAAGGCAUUCGUUACCUCACCAAUGGACUGAAAGUCUAUUAUUUACCAUUAAGAGUCAUGUACAACCAGUCUACAGCAACAACUCUGUUCCACAGUCUGCCUCUGCUCAGGUAUAUAUUUGUACGAGAAAGAGUCACCAUUGUCCAUGCACAUAGUUCAUUUUCUGCUAUGGCUCAUGAUGCACUGUUCCAUGCCAAGACAAUGCACCUACGGACAGUUUUUACAGACCAUUCCCUUUUUGGAUUUGCUGAUGUUAGCUCAGUGCUUACCAAUAAACUCUUGACUGUAUCACUAUGUGAUACAAACCACAUCAUAUGUGUUUCUUACACAAGCAAGGAAAACACUGUGUUGAGAGCAGCACUGAAUCCUGAAAUAGUUUCUGUCAUUCCCAAUGCUGUUGAUCCUACUGACUUCACUCCAGAUGCAUCUAGAAGGGAUAAAAGUGCAGUAACUGUUGUCGUUGUCAGCAGGCUUGUAUAUAGAAAAGGUAUAGAUUUACUUAGUGGUAUUAUUCCUGAACUUUGUCAGAAGUAUCCGGACUUACAUUUUUUAGUUGGAGGAGAAGGACCAAAACGAAUCAUAUUGGAAGAGGUACGGGAAAGAUACCAACUGCAUGACAGAGUCCGUCUCCUGGGAGCUUUAGAACAUCAGGAUGUUAGAAAUGUCUUGGUCCAGGGACACAUUUUCCUCAACACGUCUCUCACAGAAGCAUUUUGCAUGGCAAUUGUGGAAGCUGCCAGUUGUGGAUUACAGGUGGUGAGUACAAAAGUUGGUGGGAUUCCUGAGGUGUUACCAAAUAAUCUUAUAAUCUUGUGUGAACCUUCAGUGAAAUCUCUGUGUAGUGGAUUGGAAAAAGCAAUUAGUCAGCUGAAGUCAGGAUCACUUCUAUCUCCAGAAGUCAUGCACAGCAAAGUUAAAACUUUCUAUACUUGGAGGAAUGUUGCAACGAGAACUGAAAAAGUGUAUGACAGAGUGGCAGGUGAAACUGUGUUGCCAAUGGGCAAACGACUUGACAGACUCAUCUCUCACUGUGGCCCAAUGACUGGCUGCAUUUUUGCUCUUUUUGCUGUGCUCAGCUUUCUUUUCCUGAUAUUCUUGAGGUGGUUGACACCAGAUUACCUUAUUGAUGCUGCAAUAAAUGCUACAGGUCAAAAUGGAGCAUGGACACGGCGGCAUUUCCCUGAUAAAAGCAAAAAAGGAAAAACUUAAAACUGUUAAAGGUGCUUAUAACUGGAAGUCCAGACUUCAUUCUCCUACACUUUAGUAUUGGCUGUUAGAUUUAUAUUCAUCAAGUGACAAUGUUUUUAUAAAUUAUUGGACAGCUUUCUUUGAUAGCUGGAAAGAAACUCGGUAAGAUGUUCUACCUCAAAUAAGGAUAGUCUAAAGCGCCUUAGGAUAGACAUGCUUGCCAAGAUAUGCAGCAAUAGCUAAUCAAUUUCUUUCAACCUGAAUGAUUUUGUUUAAAUAUGGCGAAUAUCAUUGUGACCAUUAAAGAAAAAAAAAGGCAUGGGAGAAGUAAGGGAAAUAGAUGGCUUUUUAUUGCUUUCCUUAUUUUUAAUAUAUUUACAUUUCCCAAACUCCAAAGAUGAAUCUUCUGUUCCGGCAUUAUAUAAGAGGAGAUAAAAAUGGUAAGUCCGGAUGUCAGGUCUGUUUACUGAGUACAAGAUCCUGGAAGAAUCAGACACCAGUAUGAGACAUGUCCCAUAGGGUUGAUAGGACCUUUUCUGUAUUUAGAUAUCUUGUCUUCUAGAAUGGUAUGAAACUAUGCAUAUUUGGCACUUUUGGAGCGCGUUUCCUGAAUAUAAAUUUUGAAAUGCAUCCUUUGGAAGAAACUCCUUGUUGCUGGUUUUACAAUUUACCUUUUAUGGGUUGGUUUGGACAUAAUGGGAAACCAUUAUGCCACAUAAACAAGCGGAAGAGAUUCUUGGGUUCACAUGUCCCCACUUGUUUGCAAGGAAGAGGAGGAAAAGGAGGAGACUGGGGAACUGGGUUAUAAUUAGUUGAAAUAAACUAGAUCAAACCAUGAUUUCAGUUCUUGGUUUGAUAACAGUACAAAGCUAUACAAGUCUUCUGAGAAGGAAAUUCAGUUGGGCUUCCUCCCAGGUAAUUUACACGGAAUUACAAUCAAAAUUCAUGAAUUACAGGGAAUGGUGUUUUGUUUAAAAGUAGAAUUGGAUGCUUCCAAUCUCUUCCUCAUGCACAUGGCUUCCCAUUAUAUGUGACCUGAUGCUACAUUUUGGCUACUUUGUUGUUUUUAACAUCCCAAGUUACCAGAUAGAUAUGAUUGUGUGUUCUGACAUGUGGAGUCAUAGUGCCUAAUUCAUCUCACUGUGGCUUUUAGCUGCCUCCUACUUCAGACUUGCAGGCAAAUACCAUUGGAACAAGGCAAGCAUACUUCCUUAUUCCCAGGGACUGAGUGUGUUUCUUUCUUGGCUAAGGUUGGAGGAAUGCAGAUCAGGUUUACUACAUGGGAUUAGAACUGAGUUGCUGCUGCUUAUUUUGAAGGGUGGCUCUUCUUAUCGACUCUGAUAAUCUGAAUGCAAAAUGAAGUGAUCAUGUAAAAAUGAUUACUGCAUGUGCUGUAUAGGUGCUGCUGGAGAAAAAUCUCUGUAUGGACGUUCUAAGCUAUAAGAGUUCAGGGUUUGUUUGUUUUUAAAAAAAUCCUAUUCUCCAUGCAACACUUUUCCUGCCAUCUUCAGCUUAAAGCUACAUUCCUAUGCAUCCUUACUUUGGAGUAAGUUCAGUGGAAUUUGUUGGCUAUGUUUGCAUGUAAUGCUAAGCCAGAAAAUAGGAUCAUUAAACCAUAAUGUGCACAAGUGUGCAGUGCUCAAGUACUCCUUCUUUGCUUCUCCAUUCUGUGAACAGGGAAACCAAUCUGCAAAGUGGCUGGCUUACUAUGCCAUCCAAACCUGGGAUCAUGGCUUGUUUCUUCCAAACAAACCACAGCUGAUAUGCCAGCAACAAACUAGAGCUUUAAGUUGGUUAGCGAUCAUGAUUUGUUUGGAUUCAGAUGUCACACUAAACCAGACUCUUCAUGGCCUAUUUCCCAGUACGCGGAAGCAGGAGUGCAUAGGCUGCCUACACCAGCACGUAGCUUGAGCACAGUAUGGUUUAAUAAACUAUACUUCCUGGCUUAGCAUUGCAUGCAAACAUAGCCAGUGGAACUUGCUUCCAAGUUAACAUACCGAGGAUUGAGCAGCAAGUUGGUAAAUACCAUUGGAAAUCAGUUAGUUCAUUGAAGUCCAGUCAUGAAAUACAGUGACCUAACUUCCUCUACCCUUUUUAAAGAAAUCUUCAGUUCACCCAAGUAACCAAAUAUUUUAGAUGAAAUAUUUUCCUUUAUUUUCAAAGUAUUUGAACAAUGUUUUUGUGGCCCUCAGGUGCGUGCAUUUACUUCUUUUAUGGGUUGGGGUAUGGGUAUUGCUGCCACAGGCUACAGUUCAUUUUCUCUAGGUGACCUUUGUUUGCUGGCUUACGAAAAGAAUCUGUACAAGUUAGAUCAACUAAUGGAAAGCUGAAAAUGAGCAUCUUUUAUACAUUGGUGAAAGCGGCUAUGUUAUAUAUGACAGAAAAAAAUGGAUUUUACUGAAAUUGAUGAUGAAUUAGUGUAUAAUGUACACGAAUUUUCAUAGUACAUGAUUUAAAGCAUUUAAUAUUUGAUAGCGUGUUUUAAUUACACAUGUACCAGCAGCGCAAUCCUUUGCAAGUUCAUUCAGAAGUAUGUCCCUCUGAGUUUAGUGGCGCUUGUUACAAAAUAAAUGUACAGCCUAGGAUUAAUAUGCAUUUGCAUAAUCUAGCAUUAUCAUAAUGCUUGCAUGAAGUUCCUCUGCAUCACAAUGGUUUCCCAUUCAUUCAGUGUUUGGAUAUCAUCUCUCUGUGCAAAGGAAUGGAGGAAAAUUGGAACCCUCCAGUUAAAUGAAUAUAGGCACUGACAUGCACAUGGCUCUCUGAAAUCUCAGAUUUGUGGCCCUUUGCUGUAAUCCAUUGAAAAAUGCAGGCACUUGGACCCUAUUGACUGUGGGAGACAUAUUAUGUCCACAGGUUAUUAUGUAAUAGAAAAUACACUUGUAAUCAAUCAGUGGAUCAGGGCUAGUUCUUGAAAGUAAAUCCCAAUGAAACAACUGGAAUUCUUUCCAAAUUGUUUCCUCAGAAUUUUUGUGUUUUGAGGUACAUCAAUAGGCAAUAUUUUUUAAUCUCUGCAUGAUAAAACUUCAGAUCCAUGAGAAUAGUAUUCAUUAAUGGUUGUAGCAUGCAAAGAAUAUUUUUUCCUGUUUACAGAGCUAAACAUGACAACCAUGGGACUGUCCCAAUAUGCCAUUGGCCCAACACAUGUAGCAGGGCAUACUCUAGAUUUGGUUUUUGCAUCUGGACAUGGAGUUGGUGAUCUGAAUAUGGGGAGCCUUACAUCAGUCCCUCUGUCAUGGACAGAUCACUGCUUGCUGAAGUUUAGACUUACAGUGGCUUUUCCCCUCUACAAGGGUGGGGCACCCUCUGCAAGGGUAAUGGAUCCGGAUGGUUUCCAAAGGGCUCUGGGGAGUUUUCCGGCUGAUAAGGCUGGCACUCCUGUCGAAACCCUGGUCGAGCUGUGGAAUACAGAAAUGACCUGGGUGGUUGACAUGAUUGCUCCUGAGCGCCCUCUCCUGUGUAGAGCUCAUAUGGCUCCAUGGCAUACCCCAGAGUUUUGAGUGAUGAAAUAAUAUUGGAGAUGGCUCGAGUGCAGAUGGAGACAAACUCCUAGUGGAUGCGAUUAUACACUGGUAAGUGCCUAUGGUAAGCUGUAUUUAAACAAUAUUUGCUGCCACUAUCAAAUCAUCAACCUGCCGCCCAGCGGAGCUCUUCAGAAUUGUCCGGGGGCUAUUACACUCUGGCUCAAGGGACAUGGUAGAACCAUCUGAGACCUGCUGUAAUGAAUUUGCUAGGCACUUCCAGGAUAAAAUCUUUAGCAUCUGCCAGGACUUAGACUCCAGUGUUAUAGCAGGUGAAUCAAACGAGGUAUCCAGAGCACAGCCUUGUCCCAAUUUCUUGAAUGAGUUUCAGUUGGUGCACCUUGAGGAUGUUGACAAGGUGCUUGGACAGGUUCGUGCAACCACUUCUGUGCUGGAUCCUUGCCCUUCUUGGCUAAUAAAAGCUAGCAGGGAUGGAACGGCCAGCUGGGCCAGGGAGGUGAUUAAUGCUUCUCUGCGAGAGGGGGUGGUCCCUGGUGGCCUGAAAGAGGCGGUAGUGAGACCACUCCUGAAGAAACCCUCCCUGGACCCAGAAAAUCUUAAUAACUAUAGACCGGUAGCAAAUGUUCCAUUCCUGGGCAAGGUCCUUGAACGAGUGGUUGCGGGCCAGGGCCAGACACUCUUGGAUGAGACCGAUUAUCUGGAUCCAUUUCAGUCAAGUUUCAGGCCUGGUUUUGGCACAGAAGGUAUGAUUACCUUUGUCGGGAGUGAGACGGGGAGUGUGACUUUUGAUUCUCCUUGAUCUCUCAGCGGCUUUCGAUACCAUGGACCAUGGUAUCCUUCUGGGGAGACUGGCUGAGUUGCGAGUGGGAGGUACUGCAUUGCAGUGGUUCCGCUCCUACUUGGCAGGUCGCCUCCAGAAAGUGGUGCUUGGGGAACAUUGCUCGGCACCCUGGACUCUCCAGUAUGGGGUUCCACAGGGGUCAGUUCUGUCCCCCAUGCUGUUCAGCAUCUACAUGAAACCGUUGGGUGCAGUCAUCCGGAGCUUUGGAGUGCGUUGCCAUCAGUAUGCUGAUGACACGCAGCUCUAUUUCUCCUUUUCAUCUUCUUCAGGUGAGGCUGUCAAUGUGCUGAGCCAGUGCCUGGCUGCCACAAUGGACUGGAUGAGGGCUAAUAAACUGAGGCUCAAUCCAGACAAGACUGAGAUGCUGCUAGUGGGUGGUUCUUCUGACCGGAUGGUGCAUGUUCAACCUGUACUGGAUGGGGUUGCACUCCCUCUGAAGGAGCUGCCUUUGAAGAUGGUUCGGAAAGUGCAGCUUGUGCAAAAUGCAGCGGCCAGAUUGGUAACAGGGACCAGAUGGUCCUAACAUAUAAAACCGAUUCUGGCCCGCUUGCACUGGCUGCCUUUAUGUUUCCGAGCUUGAUUCAAGGUGCUGGUAUUAACCUAUAAAGCCUUACACAGCUUGGGACCACAAUACCUGAUGGAACGCCUCUCCCGAUACGAACCUACCCGUACACUACAUUCAAGAUAAAAGGCCUUCCGGGUGCCUACUCCGAAGGAAGCUUGGAGAAUGGCAACAAGGGAGAGAGCCUUCUCAGUGGUGGCCCCCAAACUAUGGAAUGAUUCUUUUGACGAGGUGCACCUGGCGCCAUCACUGUUACCUUUUCGGCGCCAGGUCAAGACUUUCCUCUUCUCCCAGGCAUUUUAGCAUGUGUUCUAUAUUGUUUUAAAUUUUUAAAUUGUGUUUUAAAUUGUUUUUAAAAGAUGUAUUUUAAAUUGUAUUUGUUUUUAGUUAUUGUAAACCACCCCGAGAUCUUCGGCUAUGGGGCGGUAUACAAGUUUAAUAAAUAAAUAAUAAAAUAAAUAAUUAGAUA
This is a messenger RNA of Rhineura floridana, 6988 nucleotides long. RefSeq names its product phosphatidylinositol glycan anchor biosynthesis class A (gene PIGA). Gene Ontology annotation, biological process: GPI anchor biosynthetic process. The record is from RefSeq and is a predicted model, not a curated record. NCBI's taxonomy places the organism in Eukaryota, Metazoa, Chordata, Lepidosauria, Squamata, Rhineuridae. Bases 216 to 1658 code for a protein of 480 amino acids. Gene Ontology annotation, cellular component: glycosylphosphatidylinositol-N-acetylglucosaminyltransferase (GPI-GnT) complex. Gene Ontology annotation, molecular function: phosphatidylinositol N-acetylglucosaminyltransferase activity. The transcript has 7 exons.